This is a messenger RNA of Acanthochromis polyacanthus (spiny chromis), 2494 nucleotides long. It is a transcript of the gene dio1, whose product is annotated as iodothyronine deiodinase 1. The transcript has 4 exons. Gene Ontology annotation, molecular function: thyroxine 5'-deiodinase activity. Lineage: Eukaryota; Metazoa; Chordata; Actinopteri; Pomacentridae. The record is from RefSeq and is a predicted model, not a curated record.
GGUGUAACCGGAGGACUUCAGCAGCGUUUAAACAGCUGCGCCUGAGACACGGUGGAAACCGGGGCUGCUGCUCCACCAGGACGCCACCAUGUUCCUGCAGAAGGUGAUGUUGCAUCUGUACCUGCUUUACACGUUCUGCUUCAUGGUGGGGCUCAACAUCAUCCUGUCCAUCCUGCACUUCAUCAGUCCGAGCCUCGCCAAGAAGAUCAUCCUGAAAUGGGGUGAAAAGACCACCAUGACCCAGAACCCCAAGUUUAAGUACGAGGACUGGGGUCUCACCUUAAUGUCGUUCAAAUUCAUGGCAACAGUCACCCACCACAUGUGGAUGUCUCUGGGUCAGGAGGCGUUCAGGGGCGAAGCUGCUCCGGACACUCCUGUGUUCACCAUGAAGGGAGAGAAGACGAGCAUCUGCAAGUACAUCAAAGGGAACAGACCGCUGGUGCUGAGCUUCGGGAGCUGCACCUGACCCCCGUUUAUGUACAAACUUGAGGAGUUCAAGCAACUCGUCAAGGACUUCAGCGAUAUUGGAGACUUCCUGGUGGUCUACAUCGCCGAGGCGCAUUCAACAGAUGGUUGGGCCUUCACCAACAACAUCGACAUCAACCAGCACCAGAGCCUGGAGGACCGGAUGUCUGCGGCUAAGAUCCUGAUCCAAGAGGAUCCUCUGUGUCCCGUGGUGGUGGAUGACAUGAGCAACAUCACCGCCAUCAAGUACGGCGCCCUGCCUGAGAGGCUCUACGUGCUGCAUGCCGGGAAAGUCGUCUACAGGGGAACAGAGGGGCCUUGGGGCUACAGUCCACCUGAGGUUCGAUCUUUCCUGCAGAAGAUGAAAUAAGAAGGUUGUUAAAUCAAACUGAGCCACGUUUUUGCCAUCCGUACCGGCCUUCUAUGGAGGAAUGAGGGGUUCUUUAGGGCAUCUACAUUGUAGUCAACAUGUAUAACUGUUAUAAUCCUCUCAAAUCCAAACACCACGUCUACAUGUAGCUGCGUAGUGCCUCUUUUACAUUCGCCUCAUUGUAACCCCUCGAAAACUUGCACUAAUUUUGCCGUUCGACUCGCCUGCACUCUGACAGAAGACCUCUGAGCUCGAAACCGCCUCUUUGUUUCUUAAUGACGGCUGCAGAUUAAACUGUUGGCCUUUGCAGCCAGAUGAAGUGAAACACUAGAGAGAUGGUGCACUCAGGGUGUGAGAUAUCAGAGUUUGGAGGAGGUGUUCUGUCAGUUCUGUUUAUUUGCCAAGUUGUUGUAAUUUUCUUGUUUAAAACUCCUUAAUAUUCAGUGGAAGUACUUGUUUUCACAUCCAGGGUCAGUUACCAUCAGCGCCACUGUACCCCCAUGUACUGUAUUUAUCACAGCGACUCAUCUGUGUCUCUAAAUUCUUCAAAGUGAUCCCACAGGAGGCUGCUUUUUUACAUGACGAUUACAGUGCAAACCACUGGUAGCUGUAAUUUGAUGGAAGAUUCCUUUAAAAGCAGGCCUUCUCCGAGUUACGAUGGAGCAUUUAGGAUUUGACACGUUCGAUUCUCAGCAAGCAUCUUGCAAAACAAGGUCCUGUGUCAGAAUAAAUCCGCUCUAUUUGGCAUUUAUCAAGGAAUGUUUGCAUUACAUUAGAGAAAUCACGUGGCAGCACGCCAGCAUUCAGUUUCUACUCGUGAAUUAAACCAGCCUAUCGGUGUGCUCCGUAUCCCUCCUGCAAGCUGAAAAACCUGCAGUUAAAUCAGGUUUUUCAGUUCAUGCAUGUUCUGCAUAAGUAUAAAACUAAAAUGCGAUGCAGAAGAACUCUUCGUGCAACACUGUUUGGCUUACUUUUGCCAUUUAAUUGCCACUUCACUGAGCCCUGCUACUAAGAUUUUAACAAACCCCUUGAUGCAUUGCAAAGCUGAAGCGUUCAUUAUUGCCCCACGUUCCUUUAUAGAAAAAGCUCUGAGGGCAUUAAUGUUGACCCACACGAGCGGCCUUCUUCCACGUGAGAUUCUGGCGGUUGUUUGCUGUCUUGUCUGGAAGUGAUAAAUCCCCUGUGUGGUAUGCAGAUUACGCAACUUCGGCAAAUCGUCUGCAGGCACAUAUGUACAUGGGAGUCCUGCAGUGUGGCAUUCAGGCCCUGAUGUGAGUUAAUACCUAACUGUCUUAUCGCUGCACAUUAACCGAUUUUGGCAUCUAGUACCCAUAAAGUUACAUAACAUUUAAAUCAAACGUGUUUUUUUUUCUUUAUUUUUGUGUUCUCAUGGGUUGUGUGUUGGUGACUGAACACAAGGGAUACUGGGAAAUGUUGUCGUUAAAAUGGUCAAAUUUGAAUGUGCCUCAAGAAUAAUCAGACUCUCUAUUGUGCAGCAGUGUAUUAUUUAUAAGUUUAACUGACUAGUUCUUCUUAUCACCAUUAAUAACUGUAAAAAAAAUUCAUGCUCCAAGAAAUUUAAAAAAGCAGCCUUAGUGCAACCAUGACUUAUCUGAUUUGUAUUAAAAGAACUGUAAUAAUAAACCAUGUUGAAGCGAA